This is a messenger RNA of Necator americanus (New World hookworm), 645 nucleotides long. RefSeq lists its product as uncharacterized. Lineage: Eukaryota; Metazoa; Nematoda; Chromadorea; Rhabditida; Ancylostomatidae. The transcript is spliced from 5 exons. The record is from RefSeq and is a predicted model, not a curated record. Bases 1 to 645 code for a protein of 214 amino acids.
AUGCCACAGGGCAACACUUGCGCCCGAUCGGGACAAAUGGAAGUACGUGCUACUGGUACCCGCUCGGCCGAAUCGAUGAACAACGGGAGCACAAGUGAUAAAGAGUUGCGUAAUUACAUCUGCCGGAACGGUAAUUGCAAGUUGGAGUUCGACGGAUUGAGAGACGAAUGGAUAGCCAUUAAUGACAAUGGAUGCUAUCAGGAAUAUGAAGCAGAGCUUGAGGAAAUCGUUGAAUUCUGUCCACUACAAUGCAGCGGAGCAACUCGUGCUACUAUAAUUGAACAGCUUCCAUAUAGCGAAAAAUGUGUGGUCGGAAACAAUGUGAACGUUAUACAGCGGCGAAACGAUUGGUUCCUGUGGAGAGGUGAAGAAUGUCAACGAGAACCGAGUAUCUUUAAAAUUGGAUGCACAUAUGAAAAAACAGCUGUCAAAAAAGAAGAGAAGAUGCCCAUGGUGAAGUCACCCAAAUCCCGAGAACGAAAGAUCGCAACACAAGAAGGCCAACUCAUACUAGUUUCGGCGGCCACCAAAGAGUCCGAAAACUCAGUUGAAGCCGAAAAACCGCCCAAAACCGAUGCCGAUGACAACGUUGUUAAAGAAGUGGACCUUCUGCUCAAAGCAAUGUUUCCAAACUAUCGUGAUUAG